Messenger RNA from Phlebotomus papatasi, 1892 nucleotides. Its product is annotated as probable cytochrome P450 305a1. The coding region runs from base 154 to 1755 and encodes 533 amino acids. Gene Ontology annotation, cellular component: intracellular membrane-bounded organelle; cytoplasm. The transcript is spliced from 2 exons. Gene Ontology annotation, molecular function: heme binding; oxidoreductase activity, acting on paired donors, with incorporation or reduction of molecular oxygen, reduced flavin or flavoprotein as one donor, and incorporation of one atom of oxygen; iron ion binding. Gene Ontology annotation, biological process: xenobiotic metabolic process. The record is from RefSeq and is a predicted model, not a curated record. Lineage: Eukaryota; Metazoa; Arthropoda; Insecta; Diptera; Psychodidae.
UCAGUAUUGUACAAGUGAUCAUUGCAAGAAGACUUGUAGUGCAGUUUAGGAAAAUUCACUCUCUAAAUUUUCAUCAUUGAGAAACAAAACAUCUUAAAGUGUGAGUGAGAGUAGAGUAAAUUUGGAGACACGUGGUGGGAAGCAUGAGCUGAAAUGCUGAAUGAAUCAGUGUGGGAUUUAAUCGCCAGUCGCAAAGACAUUGACCAGAGGGAGUGCUUUGCAGAGAUUCGCGCGUGUUCUAAUUUACGUAAUAUCUUCUCUAUCAGUGAAAUGGAAUAUAUUUCUUUGAUUUUCAUCCUGCUGAUUGGGGUCCUUGGAGUGAUACUCUGGAUUAGAGUGAAUCUCUGUCGUCCCAGGAAUUUUCCACCAGGGCCACAGUGGUUGCCUUUUGUUGGGAAUUCUCCUCAAAUUCGUCGGGAAGGUCGGAAACUCGGGGGAUUGCAUCGGGUUUAUGAGGAAUGGACUAAGGAGUAUAGGAGUAAAGUUCUUGGAAUGAAAUUGGGAGGUAAUUUCUAUGUUGUUGGAUCAUCUUAUGAUAUUGUACGGGAGAUUCAUAUGCGAGAAGAGUUCGAGGGGCGUCCUAAGAAUUUUUUUAUGCGUCUGAGAACUAUGGGUUCACUGCGCGGAAUCACAUGUGUCGAUGGGGCUAUGUGGGCGGAACAUCGGGCUUUUGCGGUGAAACAUUUGCGAAAUGCCGGCUAUGGGCGCCAACCAAUGGAAUUGAUGAUUGCGGAGGAAAUGGAUGAUUUAAUCAAGCUUAUUGAUAGUCUGAGGGAGGCUGAGGGUACAUUCUGGCCAGGAAAAUACCUACCUGUAUCUGUAUUGAAUGUCUUGUGGACUUUUACGGCUGGUCGGAGGUUGGGUAGAGAUGAUGAGCGUAUUGAAAAACUCCUGCAGCUUUUGCAGCAACGUUCAAAGGCAUUUGAUAUGUCUGGAGGAGUCCUGUCCUCAAUGCCAUGGAUAAGAUUUUUUGCACCUGAAUGGAGUGGAUAUAAUCUAAUCAGGAGAUUUAAUGAAGAACUGAAGAAUUUACUAAUGGAAACCAUUGAGAGACAUCAUGCAACAUACACUGAGGAAAAGUCUUCUGAUGACCUUAUUUAUGCAUUCAUCAAGGAAAUGAAGAUGCAGGAGGACAAUGAUAAGACAACUUUCUCAGAUAUCCAACUGACAAUGGUUAUUCUGGAUAUCUUUAUUGCUGGAUCCCAAACUACUAGUACGACCAUUGAUCUGGCUCUCAUGGCGCUCCUCCUGUAUCCUGCGAUGCAGGAAAAAAUCUACCGCGAAAUUUGUGAAAAUGGCAGGAAAAGCCAUGGAAAUCUCCCUUUCACAGAAGCCUAUCUCAUGGAAGUACGAAGAUUCUUCAACGUCGUACCAAUUUCUGGACCACGAAGGGCUACAAGAGAGACAAAUUUGGGUGGCUACAGAGUGCCUAAGGAUGUUACAAUUCUCAUCAAUUUGCACUCAGUGCACAUGGACGAGGACUUCUGGGGUGAUCCCCAAGUAUUUAGACCUGAGAGAUUCCUCGAUGAUACAGGAAAAAUCUGCAAUGUUGAACGAUUGAUGCCAUUUGGACAGGGAAAAAGACGUUGCCUCGGAGAUACCUUAGCUCGUGCCUGUAUUUUCACAUUUUUCACAGGAAUUGUGGAAAAAUUCAAACUAUCCACUGGUCCUCAGGAUGAACAUCCAGAUGUGAAUCUUCUUCCGGGAAUAACUCUAUCACCGAAACCUUAUAAAGUUUUAUUUGAGAAACGGUGAGAUGGAGGCGCCAGGUUGUAGUAAAGACACUCACAAAUUAACCCUUCGUGAGUUACAAAAUUGAGUUUUUAGCUGCUUUCUAAUUGUACAUCUUUGGAAAUUUUAGUAAUAAAGUUGAUUUAGGAUAAAGAAAAAAA